UCCGGUUACUGCAUUCAACUACACGAGGACAGACAGUCAACAAAAUAGUGCAUUAUGGCAGGAAGUACGACACGCAACAUCCCAGCUGUGCUCGCAGUUCUCUCACUGUGUGUCGCUUUGGGGGCGACCAACCCUAAGGGGCAGGCAAGAUCCUCCUCGCCCUGCGCUUCAGGAGCGGCUUACUACUCCGACUCCAGUGACUGCAAUGCCUAUUACCAGUGCGUAUCAGGGGCAGGCGUUCAACUGCGCUGUCAACCCGGACUCCACUGGAACAACGUAGCCGUCACAUGCGACUGGCCGGAAACUGCCGGUUGCGUGUUGGAAGCUCACGGCGGAGAUGACGAGGACAAGGACGAAGUCGGUGCGGGCGAUGUCGAAGACGAGAAGGAGGAAGAGGUAGAAGAGGAAGAAGAAGAAGAAGAAGAAGACAGUGGAGACAGUGGAGACAGCAGCGUGAGCAGUGGCGAAUCCGGCACCAGCGAGGAAUCCGUUGAAGGCAGCGAGAGCAGCAGCGAGAGCAGCAGUGAAAGUGACAGCGAAAGUGACGAGUGUGAGGAUGACGACAGUCACCCCGAGUGCCCUAAGGAAGGCUCUGAACUUACACAAUUCAUUCCUCAUUCUAACCCUACCCAGUUCUAUCACUGCAGCAACGGAAUAGCGCCCAACACCACAAAAGGGCGGGGGUAA
Messenger RNA from Zootermopsis nevadensis, 687 nucleotides. The record is from RefSeq and is a predicted model, not a curated record. Lineage: Eukaryota; Metazoa; Arthropoda; Insecta; Blattodea; Termopsidae.